UGCUGCUGAAGCUGCCGUUGUGUUGGUCGUCUGGUUGGCAGCACGGAGAACUUAAUGUGUUGCUUUAACCUAGUUUCUUGUCCACAGACGUUGGCUGCAGUUGAGCAAAAGAAGUAAAAAAAUCACCCAUCCCCACCUCUUGUUCCUCCAAAAGUUAUUUUGGACUCAGCAUGGUGGCCUUCUUCCUCUUCCUCCUCGUCGGCUGAGACAUCUUGGCCCUUCCAACGCUGGUCUCAGGGACCCUUUUGGAGCAAUGGACGGGGCCCAUCUCUGACCAGGAACCGGGCUUGUGCUGCUGAAUCACCUUGGUCAGCUGAGCCCAGCAUCUAUAAAUGGUUCAUUGCUAUCACUCCGGGUGACUAAUCGGGAUGUCUGAAGCCCAGUGCCUCUGUCUGGAGGUUGUUGGAGGCGGCUGAAGCAAAGUUUUGGAUUUAUGGCUCUCACAAAAGAGUUGGGCCUCAGUUUUGGCAUCAGGUUUGUUGCACUUGGGUGGACUUGAGCGAACUAUUAACACAAAGAGGGAAAUCUUUCUGAAACCAAUGCUCUGAAGCUGUUUAAUUGAGCACUCCUGUCGGCAUGGGAAAGAAGAAGAAGGGACUGUUGAAAAGCUACUGGUUUGGACUACAAAGCCCAGAAUUCUCCAGCUAGCAUGGCUGUUUAGGGCUGCAACUGCCAGAGGUCAUUUUGUGGAAACUCUCCUGGGAUCAGUGCCUAUCCCAGGUCCUCCACUUUUGGUUACACUGGUUUAGCACAUAAGAGUGAAAGACCAGUGACUGCUUUCAGAAUAUUAGUAGUUUAACCAUGCAUGUGACAAUACCUAAGGACCAAAAUGCCCUUUUGGGGAGCAAAGGACACUAUCGAUAUCACUGGCAGAGUCACAAUGUCAAGCAAAGCGGUGUGGAUGACAUGGUCCUUCUCUCGAAGAUCUCAGAAGAUUCCAUUGUGGAGAACCUCAAGAAGCGAUAUAUGGAUGAUUAUAUAUUUACGUACAUUGGAUCAGUGCUGAUUUCUGUGAAUCCCUUCAAGCAGAUGCCUUAUUUCGGAGAGAAAGAAAUUGAAAUGUACCAAGGAGCUGCUCAGUAUGAAAAUCCACCCCACAUCUAUGCUCUGGCAGACAAUAUGUACCGAAACAUGAUCAUUGACAGAGAGAACCAGUGUGUGAUAAUCAGUGGUGAAAGCGGUGCUGGUAAAACUGUAGGAGCCAAGUACAUCAUGAGUUAUAUCUCCAAAAUAUCAGGAGGGGGUCCGAAAGUGAAGCACGUGAAGGACAUCAUUUUGCAGUCUAAUCCUCUUUUGGAGGCCUUUGGAAACGCCAAGACAGUUCGGAACAACAAUUCCAGCCGGUUUGGGAAGUACUUUGAAAUCCAGUUUAGUCCGGGUGGGGAACCUGACGGAGGCAAGAUAUCCAACUUUUUGCUGGAGAAAUCGCGGGUGGUCAUGAGGAACCCUGGGGAGAGGAGCUUCCACAUCUUUUACCAGUUGAUUGAAGGCGCCUCCAGUGAGCAGAAGUCCAGCCUUGGCAUCACCAGUAUGGACUACUACCACUAUCUGAGCCUUUCGGGAUCCUACAAAGUGGAUGACAUUAAUGACAAAUCGGAUUUCCAGGAAACUCUGCAUGCCAUGAAUGUGAUUGGGAUCUUUGCAGAGGAGCAGGCGUUGGUGCUGCAGAUUGUGGCCGGGGUGCUACAUUUGGGCAAUAUUACCUUCAAAGAAGUUGGCAACUAUGCUGCUGUGGAGAGCGAGGAAUUCCUGGCGUUCCCAGCCUUCCUCCUAGGAAUUAACCAGAGCCGACUCCAAGAGAAACUGACCAGCAGGCAGAUGGAUAGUAAGUGGGGCGGCAAGUCAGAGUCCAUCAACGUGACUCUCAACGUGGAGCAAGCCUGCUACACCCGGGACGCCUUGGCCAAAGCGCUUCACGCCAGAAUCUUUGACUACCUAGUGGACUCCAUAAAUAAGGCUAUGGAAAAGGAUCACGAAGAAUAUAACAUUGGUGUCCUGGACAUCUACGGCUUUGAGAUAUUUCAGAAAAAUGGCUUUGAACAGUUCUGCAUCAAUUUUGUUAACGAAAAGUUGCAGCAGAUCUUUAUCGAACUGACCCUGAAAGCAGAGCAGGAAGAAUACGUCCAAGAAGGGAUACGCUGGACACCCAUUGACUACUUCAACAAUAAAAUUGUUUGCGACCUCAUAGAGAACAAAGUGAACCCACCAGGCAUCAUGAGCAUUCUGGAUGACGUCUGUGCCACGAUGCAUGCUGUGGGAGAGGGAGCCGACCAGACUCUCCUCCAGAAGCUGCAGAUGCAGAUCGGGACUCACGAGCAUUUCAACAGCUGGAACGAGGGCUUCAUCAUCCACCACUACGCUGGGAAGGUGUCCUACGACAUGGAUGGGUUCUGCGAGAGAAACCGAGACGUCCUUUUCAUGGACUUGAUUGAGCUCAUGCAAAGCAGUGAAUUGCCUUUUAUAAAGGCACUAUUUCCAGAGAACCUCCAAGCCGAGAAAAAAGGCCGGCCAACGACUGCUGGAAGUAAAAUCAAGAAACAAGCCAAUGACCUUGUGGGCACCCUGAUGAAAUGCACACCGCAUUACAUCCGUUGCAUCAAGCCAAAUGAAACCAAAAAGCCUCAAGACUGGGAGGAGAGCAGGGUAAAGCACCAAGUGGAAUACCUUGGACUCAAAGAAAAUAUUCGCGUACGGCGAGCAGGUUACGCUUAUAGGCGAGUGUUCAAAAAAUUCCUGCAGAGGUAUGCCAUCCUGACCAAAGCCACCUGGCCUUCUUGGAAAGGCGAUGAAAAGCAAGGGGUCCUCCACCUGCUCCACUCCGUCAACAUGGACCCUGACCAGUUCCAGCUUGGGAGAACAAAGAUCUUCAUCAAAGCCCCAGAGUCUUUAUUUUUGUUGGAGGAGAUGAGAGAACGGAAGUACGAUGGCUAUGCGCGGGCAAUCCAGAAGGUGUGGCGGAAAUAUGUGGCCAGGAAGAAAUACGUGCAGAUGAGAGAAGAAGCCUCUGAUCUGCUGCUGAAUAAGAAGGAGAGAAGGCGAAACAGCAUCAACCGGAACUUUGUGGGAGACUACAUUGGCAUGGAGGACCGGCCGGAGCUGCGCCAAUUUCUGGGCAAACGAGAAAAGAUAGAUUUUGCAGACACGGUCAUCAAAUAUGAUAGGAGGUUUAAGGGCAUCAAGCGAGACCUCAUCCUCUCCCCAAAAUGUGUGUACCUGAUUGGGCGCGAAAAGGUUAAGCAAGGCCCUGACAAAGGCCUUGUGAAGGAGGUGCUGAAGCGUCGGAUCGAAGUGGAGAAAGUCCUCUCUGUUUCUCUAAGCACAAUGCAGGAUGACCUCUUCGUUUUACAUGAGCAACAGUAUGACAGCCUCCUGGAAUCGGUCUUCAAGACAGAGUUCCUGAGUCUUCUGUCCAAGCGCUAUGAGGAAAAGACCCAGCGGAGGCUGCCUCUGAAAUUUAGCAACACGCUGGAAGUGAAGCUGAAGAAGGAGACUUGGGGCCCCUGGAAGGGCGGAGGGUCUCGCCAGGUGCAGUUCAGCCAGGGUCAGGGCAACGUGGCCAUCCUCAAGCCAAGCAAUAAAGUGCUGCAGGUCAGCAUUGGUCCUGGACUUCCAAAGAACUCCCGUCCCACCAGAAGGCACGUGAACCAAAACCGAGGAUAUUCCAACCGGACCCAAGGCCAGAACUAUCCCACAAGGGCAGCCCCACCUCCUCCCGGUCUCCAUCAGAACGGAGUGAUCCAACUCGCCCAACACACGCUGCACCCUCAAGGCCUAGCCAGCCAGAGAGCCAGCCAGAGAAGCCUGUACACCGCUAUGGCAUGCCCACCCUUGCCGCAGGUCUCAGGCGGGCCAGACCGCAUUUCCCAGCAGCCAAACAGCCUCGACUUCCUCAGGGUCCCAGAACAGGGUGCUGCCGGGGCUCGGAGGCAGACCACAAGCCGACCCCCACCAGCAGGAGGCAGACCCAAGCCACAGCCAAAACCAAAGCCUCAGGUACCCCAGUGCAGGGCACUUUACGCCUACGAUGCUCAGGACACAGACGAACUCAGCUUUAAUGCCAACGAUGUCAUCGAUAUCAUAAAAGAAGAUCCUUCAGGCUGGUGGACAGGGAGGCUGAGAGGGAAACAAGGACUCUUCCCAAAUAAUUAUGUGGCCAAGGUGUAAUCCUUUGGGCCGAGGGACCCUUGUUGCACACGAUCAUUCCAGAGGAAGAGGCCUUCCAAAGCCUUGCGAUGUAACUGUAAAGCGACAGUUCGCUGCAGGAUCUCUCACCUGUCGUUGCCAGAGGCAGCAGAUGGGCACAGGAUUAUCUCUGCUUAUUCUCCAAGAAGCCAAAGCGCAGCACAUGCCUCAAAUGCCCGAGAAACCAAACCAAGGAAUUAUUUAUUUUAUUUAACGCCUUUUUAUUCUCAUGAAAGAAGAGGAGCGUGUUUUAAAUUCCAUGCCUCUUGCCCCUUUUCCUUUUCUGUUCAAAUUCUGGAAAUAGCCAGGUGCUCUCUGAGAGGACUUUGGAAGAGAUGUCUUUGGAGGUUUUAUUUUAUUUUCCUCACGUGCCUUUAGUUGCUCUGGUGACUGCCUUCUAAAUUACCUUAACAAAAUAAUGGCAUUAUAUGCACAUUGCCUCUGCUGUGUGACUUUGCAGAAAAGCACAGUCACAAGUUAUGCUGCUACCUGCCUUAGGAAUGUAGGUGUUUCCUUCCUUUUGGAAUCUCGUCCUUGUCUUCCGCCUUCCCCUGACUCUGCUUCAGAGACCUCACAAGAAUCUUGUGACCUACGACAGUCAAGGCACUGCAACUAAAGGAAGGCCGUCUUUGUACACUGUUUGGAUUGCAUUGGGUGAAUGUGGCUGGUCCAUGUUUGUCUGUUUUCUUAUUGCUGUAUAAGUUAGGGAAAUCAAUCGCCACACAUUCUCUGCCUCCCUCCUGGGAACGCUGUUGGCUAAACUAAGACAACAUGCAAUGUAGAUUUUAAGGUCCAGUAAGAGAUAAACCUGAUUGAAGGUUUUGUGGUGACCGUUUUGGGGCCAGGUACUUCCACAUACGCACUAAUAAAAGGGAUCAAGUCAGUUUUAAUGGAGCUUUGUUAAGCCCAGCUGCCUCCUGCAUCCGUCACAAGAGCUGUUGCAUACCCACUGCAUGCCAGUUUAUCUGUUUUCUUCUCCAGCGCCAUCAAUAAAAACCAUAGGAACUAAA
This is a messenger RNA of Sceloporus undulatus (fence lizard), 5192 nucleotides long. RefSeq names its product myosin IE (gene MYO1E). The transcript has 28 exons. Gene Ontology annotation, molecular function: actin filament binding; microfilament motor activity; ATP binding. The record is from RefSeq and is a predicted model, not a curated record. Gene Ontology annotation, biological process: vesicle transport along actin filament; actin filament organization. Lineage: Eukaryota; Metazoa; Chordata; Lepidosauria; Squamata; Phrynosomatidae. Gene Ontology annotation, cellular component: microvillus; plasma membrane; cytoplasm. The coding region runs from base 802 to 4164 and encodes 1120 amino acids.